Molecule: messenger RNA, 1064 nt
Organism: Drosophila ananassae
Lineage: Eukaryota; Metazoa; Arthropoda; Insecta; Diptera; Drosophilidae
Product: chymotrypsin-like protease CTRL-1
Exons: 4
Coding region: 77-967 (296 amino acids)
Biological process (GO): proteolysis
Molecular function (GO): serine-type endopeptidase activity
Source: RefSeq, a predicted model, not a curated record
ACGGAGAUAGAUUUUGGGCAGCUUUCGCUAAAGCUCCGAAGGGCCGAAGAUUGAGCACAGAGGCUGAUACGUACAUAUGUACAUAUGGCCUCCAAUCACUAAAACGUAUAAAUUUAAAUCUUUUAUAAGACCAAUCCUCAGUAUAAAUAUGAUCGCAAUGAGCGCUGCGAUCGUUUUUAUCGCCGGACUAUUGAUGUCCCAUUUGGAGUCGAGUUCGGCACAAGUUCUAGACGAACAUUGCGGGCUCCCAGGCCUUGGACAGACGGAUGAUUCACUAGGCCCGUGGGUAGCCUUUCUGCAUGUCAAUCAAAGUAUUGUGUGUGCCGGAUCACUGAUCAGCCAGCGUUUCAUUCUGACUGCUGCACACUGUACCCCGAAGGGAAUAAAAGCCCGCUUGGGCAACAGUGGUAGCGUUCCCAGCUUGCAGCCAGAGGAUCAUGAUGUAGAAUAUACAUUUAAGAAGCGUAGUUAUAAUAAUCGAACUCUGACCAGUGACAUUGCUCUUGUAAAACUGUUCAGCCCCGUUCAAUAUAAAGAACACAUCAAGCCGAUCUGCAUUUUGUUGCCGCCACAAAUGGUUGAAGCCAAUGAGUUUGUCGGCACUGGUUGGCGGGUGCCCCAGUUUCGAUUCUCAACCCACGACCUCCGGCCCAUAUUUAUGCAAAGGGUGAACCGGUCGGUUUGCACGGAGAAGACUGGAGUAGCGUUGGCCUCCACCCAGUUCUGCGCUAAGAAUCCGAACCCAGUGACCAUGGAGGGACCUGCUGGUAGUGCCCUCUACCGGAAGGUCGUCCUUGAUGGUGUUAUGCGUGUUAUCCAGUUGGGAAUAGGAAGCUACAAUCAGCACGAUUUCGGGGACACGCGCAUUUUCACGGAUGUCCUUAGUUUUUCCUCGUGGAUUCAGAAUGUUGUGAUGAAUAUGCCCGAGUUGGGAGCUAAAAAGUCAGGUCUAUCCCAGAUACUUUAAUUGAAUUAGAUCUAAGCAGGAUUUUUAUAUAUAAAUGUUCGCAAAGACAAAUAAAUGGAUGUUAAACGGAAAAAAUUCGGCCAUACAUACAGUCGUG